UGGGGUUGAUUGGAGUUUGGUUUUGGGUUUUGGGAGAAAGACAAUAAAAAUUGUUUGUAUUGACAUCGCGUGCAAUUGUUUUCUUUUCGUAGCUAAAUUUUAGAUUUAUCCAGAAGCAAAAUCCAAAUCCUCAAUCAAAAUGGAGGAUAGCGGCAUAGAUAGCGAGGACAGGCAAUCGAAUAUCUACGAGGAUGGGGCCGCAGGCCUGCUGAAAACGGCCAGCGGAGCACCCAAACAUAUGUCCGACCUGGAGUUCGAGGUGGCGUUCAGGGGUGCCGGCAAGGUGUAUGCCCCCACGACCAUAGAAAUCGAUGAGCAGGAGGAGCUGGCGGCGGCGGCGGCGGCACGAGGCGGGCAUGAGCGCAGCGAGCCACCAAACACCUGCCGCAUACUGCAACGCAAACUGGAGCUGAAGGUCGAGCGUGCCAGGCGCAAUUAUACUCAAUUCCAGGAAGAGCAGACAACCAAGACACAGUCGUCGACUCUGAUACCCAUCAAUCGAUUGCCCAUUCCCGGGGAGCCAGAGCACAAGCCGCUGGUCGAUUACAAGUCUGAGAGCAGCGACGAUGCGGAGGAGAUAUCCUUCUUCCCCGCCCAACUGAAGCGGGCCAAGCGGCGCCAGCAGGCGAAUCACGAACUAACCGACACAUUCAGCAUACAGGAAAUGACCAUUGACUCGGACCUGGAGUCGGACGACAGUGCCGGUACGCAGAAUCUGGAGCUCUUGCUGCCCUCCAUGAAGUCAACCGUAUUGGAUAAGCUUCGGAGCUGCUUCGGCUGCUGGCGGCGCAGGUAAUGCCAGGAGCAGCGGCACAUCAGUCGGUUAUCAGUCAGGCACAAAUCACGUUAUUGACAGGCACUAGACAUACUACAACAUGUACUACGUAUUAUAUACGCGUGCGAGUACAUACUCGAACUAAUUAAUAAACUCCAUUGCCAUUGCCAUUGCUACAGCGCUGUAAACAUAAAUGUAUUUGGCAUUAGUGUAAAAGAUUCGAUACAAAAUAAUCAAUAUCAACAA
Drosophila obscura is the source of this 1021-nucleotide messenger RNA. RefSeq lists its product as uncharacterized. The record is from RefSeq and is a predicted model, not a curated record. NCBI's taxonomy places the organism in Eukaryota, Metazoa, Arthropoda, Insecta, Diptera, Drosophilidae. The coding region runs from base 140 to 796 and encodes 218 amino acids. The transcript is spliced from 3 exons.